GGAAAGUAUAACUUUUAUUGCAGUAACACUACUUAACUUUUUAAAAAUGACCUCAACCGACUUCUCACUUCUGCUCAAUCUCCACCUAGUCUAUUAUUUUCUCCUCACUGGUUCCCAUGCCUGGAGGUCAUAUAGGCUACAGGAAAACGAUAACUAGAAAGCAGUUCCCAUCUCAGAGGUGUGACAGGACUGGCUCCCCCAGCCGAGGGUAAAGAGACGAGUACUGACUCCGAGACACUCCGCGGGCUCCUCCUCCAGUUCCAGAGGCGACCUCCCCAAGAUGGCGGACGGCAAGGAGUAGCUUCCGUUUCCGGUGUGAGCGGCGGGGCCGGGGGGGCAAGAUGGCGGCGGCAAUAGGGGUCCGCGGCCGGUUCGAGCUGCUAUCUUGCUCCGGCCCAGGUUGGCUUAUCAGCCUUUCCGCUUUGCUGAGCGUGGUGGCUCGAGGGGCCUUGGCCACUACGCACUGGGUCGUCACGGAGGACGGGAAGAUCCAACAGCAGGUGGACUCACCAAUGAACUUGAAGCAUCCCCAUGACUUAGUCAUCUUAAUGAGACAAGAAACAACCGUUAACUACCUCAAAGAACUAGAGAAACAAUUAGUUGCUCAAAAAAUUCACAUAGAGGAGAAUGAGGACAGAGACACAGGACUGGAACAGAGGCACAAUAAAGAAGACCCCGACUGCAUCAAGGCCAAAGUGCCUUUGGGAGACCUGGACCUUUAUGACGGCACAUAUAUAACUCUAGAGAGCAAGGAUGUCAGGCCUGAGGAUUUCAUAGACACAGAAUCUCCUGUCCCUCCAGACCCAGAGCAACCUGAUUGUACUAAAAUCCUAGAGCUUCCAUAUAGUAUACAUGCUUUUCAGCAUUUACGGGGUGUACAAGAGAGAGUUAAUCUCUCUGCCCCUCUCUUACCUAAAGAAGAUCCAAUCUUCACAUAUUUGUCGAAACGCUUAGGAAGGAGUAUCGACGACAUAGGUCACCUCAUUCACGAAGGCCUACAGAAGAACUCUUCCUCCUGGGUACUGUAUAACCUAGCUUCAUUUUACUGGAGAAUAAAGAAUGAGCCAUAUCAGGUAGUGGAGUGCACCAUGCGAGCUCUUCACUUCUCUUCCAGGCACAAUAAAGACAUUGCCCUGGUCAAUUUGGCCAAUGUUCUACACAGAGCGCAUUUCUCCGCGGAUGCUGCUGUCGUGGUCCAUGCAGCUCUGGAUGACAGUGCCUUCUUCACCAGCUAUUACACACUGGGGAAUAUAUAUGCAAUGCUCGGGGAGUAUAACCAUUCGGUGCUCUGUUACGACCAUGCUUUGCAAGCCAAACCUGGGUUUGAGCAAGCUAUAAAGAGGAAGCAUGCUGUCCUGUGUCAACAAAAACUGGAGCAGAAGCUAGAGGCUCAGCAUAGGUCCCUUCAGAGAACACUGAAUGAGUUGAAGGAGUACCAGAAGCAGCAUGACCACUACCUGCGGCAGCAGGAGAUCCUAGAGAAGCACAAACUGAUUCAGGAGGAGCAGAUCUUGCGCAACAUCAUCCACGAGACACAGAUGGCCAAAGAGGCACAACUGGGAAAUCAUCAGAUAUGCAGGCUGGUCAACCAGCAGCAUAGUUUGCACUGCCAGUGGGACCAACCUGUACGCUACCAUCGAGGAGACAUCUUUGAAAAUGUGGACUAUGUUCAGUUUGGUGAUGAUUCAUCGACCUCCAGUAUGAUGUCCGUGAACUUCGAUGUCCCUACAAAUCAGAGUGACGUCAGCGAAUCUGUCAGGUCUUCUCCUGUAGCGCAUUCUGUUCUCUGGGUCUGGGGCCGUGACUCUGAUGCAUAUAGGGACAAACAACAUAUUCUUUGGCCUAAAAGAGCAGAUUGUACAGACAGCUAUCCCAGAGUUCCCCUCGGUGGAGAACUGCCAACAUACUUCCUGCCUCCGGAGAACAAAGGACUCAGGAUCCACGAACUGACCAGUGAUGAUUAUUCUUCAGAAGAGGAGGCCCAAACCCCUGACUGUUCCAUAACUGACUUCAGAAAAAGCCACACUCUGUCCUACUUAGUCAAAGAAUUAGAGGUCCGCAUGGAUCUGAAAGCCAAAAUCCCCGAUGACCAUGCACGCAAAAUUUUACUUUCCCGUAUUAAAAACUAUACUAUCCCAGAAGAAGAAAUUGGGUCUUUCUUGUUUCAUGCUAUUAACAAGCCAAAUGCUCCUGUCUGGCUCAUUCUGAAUGAGGCGGGCCUGUACUGGAGAGCAGUAGGAAACAGCACUUUUGCUAUCGCCUGCCUUCAGAGGGCUUUGAAUUUAGCUCCAGUUCAAUACCAAGACAUUCCUCUUGUCAACCUGGCCAACCUUUUGAUUCAUUAUGGCCUUCAUCUCGAUGCUACAAAGUUGCUCCUGCAAGCACUGGCUGUCAACAGCUCCGAGCCCCUGACCUUUUUGAGCCUGGGAAAUGCUUACCUUGCUCUGAAGAAUGUCAGCGGGGCACUUGAAGCCUUCAGACAGGCCUUGAAGUUAACCACCAGAUGCCCAGAGUGUGAGAGCAGCCUGAAGCUGAUCCGCUGCAUGCAGUUUUACCCUUUUCUGUACAACAUCACCUCUUCUGUUUGUAGUGGUCAUUGUCAUGAGAAAACCCUGGACAACAGCCAUGACAAACAGAAAUACUUUGCCAAGCCACAGUCAUUGGAUGCUGCUGAAGAAGAGCCCUCUAGGCACGGAGCAGACGAGGACCCUGUGCUGUCUGUUGAGAACGCAGGGAGGGACUCAGAUGCCCUUAGACUUGAAAGCACAGUGGUUGAAGAGAGCAACGGUUCUGACGAGGUGGAGAAGUCAGAGGAAACAAAGAUGUCAGAAGAGAUACUGGCCUUGGUGGAUGAGUUUCAGCAGGCCUGGCCUCUGGAAGGUUUGGGGGGAACAUUAGAAAUGAAGGGGCGGCGUCUGGACCUGCAGGGAAUACGGGUCCUGAAGAAAGGGCCCCAGGAUGGAGUAGCCAAGAGCUCUUGCUAUGGAGACUGCAGAAGUGAAGAUGAUGAAGCAACAGAAUGGAUCACAUUCCAGGUCAAGCGUGUAAAGAAACCCAAAGGGGAUCAUAAAAAACCUCCUGGGAAAAAAGUAGAGGCAAGUCAAGCAGAAAAUGGACAGCGUUACCAAGCAAACUUAGAGAUCACAGGCCCAAAGGUGGCAUCUCCUGGGCCCCAGGAAAAAAAGCGUGACUACCAGAGUAUGGGGUGGCCCAGUCCAGAUGAGUGCCUCAAGCUCCGCUGGGUAGAGCUAACUGCCAUUGUGAGCACCUGGCUAGCAGUGUCUUCAAAAAACAUUGACAUCACAGAACACAUAGACUUUGCCACACCCAUACAACAGCCAGCAAUGGAACCUCUGUGCAAUGGCAAUCUCCCCACAAGCAUGCAUACCCUGGACCACUUACAUGGAGUGUCCAACAGAGCCAGCCUGCACUACACCGGUGAGAGCCAGCUAACAGAGGUACUGCAGAAUCUUGGCAAGGACCAGUACCCUCAGCAGUCGCUUGAACAAAUCGGCACCCGAAUUGCCAAGGUUUUGGAAAAAAAUCAGACAUCAUGGGUCCUUUCCAGCAUGGCAGCCCUCUACUGGAGAGUGAAAGGUCAGGGGAAAAAAGCCAUCGACUGCCUGCGCCAGGCCCUCCACUAUGCUCCCCACCAGAUGAAGGAUGUGCCCCUCAUCAGCCUGGCCAACAUCCUACACAAUGCCAAGCUCUGGAAUGAUGCUGUCGUCGUGGCCACCAUGGCCGUGGAGAUCGCGCCACACUUCGCUGUGAACCACUUCACUCUGGGCAAUGUCUAUGUGGCAAUGGUGAGACUGGGCGGAGCCAGCUUGGUCCUAAUGCAGAGCUUGACCUCACAGCUCACUUUGAAUAUGUCACUCUCCUCCAGCUUCCCAGAAGUGUUAUCUCCAAAACAAUUCUACACCGAUAGAAACUUUAUCCACCAGGAUUUGAGGGAUUGGGUGGUGGUGGUAAUGGUGAUGCUGGGGGGCGGGGUGGUAGUGGUGGUGGUGAUGGUGGUAGUGGUGGUAUUGUUGUGGUUGUUAUUGGUUUGGUUUGGUUUGGUUUGGUUUGAUUUUUCUGCAACUUUAUUUAAAUUAUUUAUGUAUGACUAUUUUGUCUGCACGCAUGUAUGUAUGUGUACCACAUGCUUGCCAAGUGUACUUGGAGAUCAGAAGAGGACGUCAGAUUCCUGGGAACUAAAGUAGCAGAUGGUUGUGAGCUACCAAAUGGGUGCUAAGAAAUGGACCCAGGUCCUCUGGAAGAGAAGCCAGUGCUCCUAAUUGCAUAUUUGGCCCCAUGGAUGCCAAAUGUUUCCUUAAGUAACAUGUGAUACAAUCCCAGCAUUUACAACUCUAUAGUUUUUCACCAUGUGUGUAUGUGUGUGAGUGUGUGUGUGAGUGUGUUUGUGUGUGUGUUUGUGAGUGUGAGUGUGUAUUUGUGUGAGUGUGUGUGUGUGUCUGUGUGUGUGAGUAUGUGAGUGUGUUUGUGUGAGAGUGUGUGUAAGAGUGUGUAUGUGUGUGUAUGUGUGUGUGGUGUGUAUGUGUGUGUGUUUGUGUGUAUGUGUGUGUGAGUGUGUUUGUGUGUGUAUGUGUGUGUGUAUGUGUGGUGUGUAUGUGUGUGUAUGCAUGUGUUUGUGUGUGUAUGUGUUUGUGUGUGUGUAUGUGUGUGAGUGUUUGUGUGUACAUGUGUAUGUGUGUAUGCAUGUGUUUGUGUGUGUAUGUGUUUGCGUGUGUGUAUGUGUGUGAGUGUGUUUGUGUGUGUAUGUGUGUAUGUGUGUGUGGUGUGUAUGUGUGUGUGUUUGUGUGUUUGUGUGUGUGUUUGUGUGUAUGUGUGUGUGUUUGUGUGUGUAUGUGUGUGUAUGUGUGUGUUUGUGUGUGUGUGUUCGUGUGUGUGUCUGUGUGUAUGUGUGUGUGUAUAUGUGUGUGUAUGUGUUUGUGUGUGUGUAUGUGUGUGAGUGUGUUUGUGUGUGUGUGUGCGCGCGCAUGUGUAUGUGUGUGUAUCUCAGGCCCCUUUACUUGAUAAGCAAGUGGUUUACCAUUGAGCUCUGUACCCCCAGCCUUGAUUUUAAAAACUCCAAACCCCAGAGGUCCCUACCAAACCUGGCAUAGCCAUACAUAACAUGUGAACCAAGCCAUCUGCUGGCAUAGGGGUGGGUGUGGGGGCAGCUCCCAGGCUGCUCUCCUAACAGUUAAUGGAAUGAACAGCUCUGGGCUGUGGGCUCUGUGUUCAUCGUCCCUGACUUCUGAGACAUUGGUCCUGCCAGGCUGGCAUUGCUGAGUUGCAGCCUUCCCUGUUUCUUAAAACUGAAGGCUGUCCUUAUCCCCAGGAACUGUGACGUUUGCUGCUGAGUGAGCACGUCUGUCUCACUAGGUGGGAUGGCCGCUGAAGCUGUCCUGUGCUCUUCUGCGUAGAAUUAGUCUGAGUUAAAAUUUACAGUGCUCAUUUCUAAGUGUUUUUAAAUAUCUGGAGAAAUAAAAAUCCUGAACUCACACAAGUGGUAACAGACGCCCAUGCUCAACUCCGUCUUGCUGGGCAUGGGAGAGAAUCAAAGAAGAUAUACAAUGAGAUUGCCAGGCCUCUGGCCAGAGGCUUGGGAGCCUGUGGAAAGAGUGUCAUAAGGUGCCAGCUCCGUGCCAGGCACACCUCAGGGCUAGGUGAGGGUGGAUAUUAAGAUGACCACUGCUUAUUCCAAGCCAAUAGAGGCCAGUUUUCUGCUUUCUACUUUGUCUGUGGGCUCAGCCACGGCUUGCUUUGUGGUUCUGCCUCGGGGAUGAAGCCAUUGUGUCCCCCCACACCUCAGUUCUCCACAGACUUAAAUUCAUCUCCAAGUUAUGGUGGUCACAUGAUUGUCUCUGGUCACAGCCAUGUUUAGUCAGGUAGUGUCAUCCCUCACAUCUGCUCCUUAUCCCUCACAGGAAGAAUUUGAGAAGGCCCUGGUGUGGUACGAGUCAACGCUGAAGCUGCAACCAGAGUUUGUACCUGCCAAGAAUCGAAUCCAGACAAUCCAGUGCCACCUCAUGCUGAAGAAGGGCCGGCGCUCUCCCUAGAGCACUCCUUCCUGUCCCUCAGCUCUCCCAGCCCUCGUGAACAGAGCCCCAUCACUGCUGGUAUCCGCAUGGAUGAUGUGUGUGAAUUGCCAAGUAAAGUGUAGCAGAGCUCAGCUGCCAGGGCUUCUAAGUUCUUCCUCAUCUCCAGAAGCAGGGUUCCCCAGACACUGUAAAUACUGAGCCAGGACAACUCGGAGCUCCGCUCCGUCUUCCAAACCUCCAUGCCUUCAAGGCUCCUCUGUGGUCCAGCCUUUUCCCUGGGGAGGCCAGAGCCACACUGCCCAUUCUCUGCUUCCUGUGUAGCCUCUGUUGUCCCUGGAAUUGCAAUGCCACCUGGGGCCAGUCAGUGAGAAGCAGGGAUUCUCCAUGUCCCCACCAGCUCUCCUCUCUGACCCAGUCUCAUCCAUUCCACGCUGCUAUGUUACAAGCUCUCAGAGAUAGUUUGCAGGGGAGGAAGGGGAAACAACUUUACAAACAAAAUAUUUACAACAGCAGAAACUCUUAGGGUCACCUGACCUUUGUAAGUUAUUUAUGUUGGGGCGGGAGGGGGGCUGAGCAGGGGAGUCAGCCGUGUGCAACAUCUUUAUCAUUUGUAUUUUAAUUGCCGAUCACAAGGAAACCAAUACAUUCAAGUCCUAUAUAACAGGUUUAUAUAUAUAGAAUAUGUGUAUUUGAAGCCCUCUACAGACCGAGUCUGUAUUACUAAUUCCUUGUUCGCUGUGUUUCAUGUCUUGGACUAGGCGUGACUGUCAGCCCUCUCUCUGAGGCUGACACCCAGCUCCUCAGAACAGAGCCAGGAGCCAAGGUUGGGUGCCCUUACCUGUGGUCCCUGGAGAAUCAAAAACUCCAACAUUUUGGAUUCUUUAAGGGCACAUCCUGAGAACAAAAAUAAAAAUUGUUUAUGAGCAAAAUCA
Molecule: messenger RNA, 6961 nt
Organism: Rattus norvegicus (Norway rat)
Lineage: Eukaryota; Metazoa; Chordata; Mammalia; Rodentia; Muridae
Source: RefSeq, a predicted model, not a curated record